Messenger RNA from Monascus purpureus, 684 nucleotides. NCBI's taxonomy places the organism in Eukaryota, Fungi, Ascomycota, Eurotiomycetes, Eurotiales, Aspergillaceae. The record is from the annotation of a GenBank genome assembly.
AUGCCCUCGCGCUUCCUGUUUGCUGUGCUGUCCUCCGUUCUGGCGGUAUCCGCCAUCCCCCAGGAGACGGCUUCUUCGACCGGUUUUACGGUUGUGGCUUCGGCCACAACUCCUCCAACUUCUACCAUUACUUCAGCCACCCCCCUGACAUGCACAGAUGGAUCAACUGUCCUGUACACUACUGAGUGUACAAUGGGGUACCCAAUUUCCUACUGCUAUAGCCCCCCACCUCCCAUCCAAUGCCCAACCGGUUCCUUCCCUGGCACCUGGCACCCCGGACACUGCAUCACCCAGUCGACAUGCUAUCCCACCGAUGCUGUGUGGUUAACCAGUGAAUGCUCCAAUGGUGCUAUCGCGGCUGGGACGAGCACACUCUAUGCAGGCACUCUUGCCGACGGAUCGUCCACCAUCAUCAAGGACGUGUCCUGCACGUGCGCUGCCAACCAAUACUACUCCUGGGGUGCAGUGACUACGGGAACCAUCACCACGGAGGAGGUUUUCUGCAUGCCCUAUAGCGCAUGUGCCUCUGGCAUGACCACCUCGAUUUCCACUAAUGAGUAUUGCGCGUCUACUCCCGCCUCAUGUCCGGGAAGGCCUACCACCACACCAUACUGCAAGUGCGCGAAUCCUACUCAGACUCCUGUUUAUCCUCCUGGUGGAUCAGUUCCCACUGGAUGCGCAUGA